Musca domestica (house fly) is the source of this 2775-nucleotide messenger RNA. Its product is annotated as acyl-CoA Delta-9 desaturase. Gene Ontology annotation, biological process: unsaturated fatty acid biosynthetic process. The transcript has 5 exons. Bases 849 to 2093 code for a protein of 414 amino acids. The record is from RefSeq and is a predicted model, not a curated record. Gene Ontology annotation, molecular function: stearoyl-CoA 9-desaturase activity; iron ion binding. Gene Ontology annotation, cellular component: endoplasmic reticulum membrane. NCBI's taxonomy places the organism in Eukaryota, Metazoa, Arthropoda, Insecta, Diptera, Muscidae.
AUCUGCAAUAUUAGCAUUAGGCCAUUAGAGCAAAGCAAAACGCAUAACAAAUACAAAGGCAACAUAACUACCGCUGGCCCGAUGAGAAGUACGAAAGAUUAGCAGCAACAACAAACACAACAACAGCAUGCCGUCAAACUAGCCCUUGAAGCCGCAGAUCGCAGAACGUACGAUGAUCGAGGGUUUAAGGUGUCGAUACUUUAAGAAAACCCCAGGUUCCGAGCAUAACGUCGUGCAGUUCGCUGUGAACGUGAUAACCGUCCAACACGUUGCUUCCUCUGGAAACCAAGAGACAAGUCAACGCCAAAUCUGAAAAAGUCCAUAAAACCAUAUCGCACUGCCGCCUGUGUGUUCAACAGCACCAAGAAGAUUUCAAUAGACGCGCUCUCAUAAAUGCUCGCCCAGCCAACGUCCCGAAAUAGAAACCCGCCACCAGCGCACGUAGAGUUCUCACACAUCGAUUGAAAGUCUUUAAAAUUCAGUGUAAUAACGCAGAGUUCAAUUGUUUGCGAGCUGACUUCGGGCAGUGAGCAUUUCAAAAAAACAAAAGUGGGCACAAAAAAAAAUCUCGCCGCGUAACGAACCACAACGAGUCCAACGGAUACGGAAACGGACAUUUCGAUAGCAAACAAUAAAAAUAAAAGCCACCAACCGUAUUAUCCUUGUGACAGAACAGUGUAUCAAAUGAAAAGUUCAAAGUGUGAACAAGUUUGAAAAAAUAAUUACAUAUUAAAAAAAAAAAAACUGCAACACACUUUUUUACAAAUAUCGAAUAAGAGUUUGUGAAAAAGUCCAAAGGAAAUCAAUUUCCCGCUCAACAACCAAAGGAUAAACCCAAAUUUUAAAAGAUGGCACCCAACAUAAUUGGAAGUACCUUUAUCUUGGCCGAGACGGCCAUCAGCAACACAGAUCCAAAUAAUAACAAGGCAACAACUGCAGCGGCGCCAGCAACCGCAGUGGCCGGUGGAGCAGCAACGUCAGUGACCCCAAACACGAACAAAGUUGGAAGCAGCAGCAACAAAAAGGAUGCCGCUCAAAAGAAGCCCUACGAGCUGGAAAUUGUCUGGCACAAUAUCCUUCUGUUUAUCAUAUUGCACAGCUCUGCCUUGUACGGCGUAUAUCUGAUAUUUGCCGAAAAUGCCUAUCUGGAAUUUGCACUUUCAUACAUCUGUUUGUUUUUGGGCGGCAUGGGCAUUACCGCAGGCGUUCAUCGUUUGUGGUCGCAUCGUGCCUACAAAGCCAAGAUGCCGUUGCGUAUUUUCCUUAUGUUGUGCCAGUCGCUCGCCUUCCAAAAUAGCAUUUACGAGUGGACACGUGAUCAUCGCGUCCAUCACAAAUUCACGGACACUGAUGCCGAUCCCCACAACUCCAGACGUGGCUUCUUCUUUGCCCACAUGGGUUGGUUGCUCUGCAGAAAACAUCCCGACGUCAAGGAGAAGGGCAAACAAAUCGAUAUGAGCGAUCUGGAAGCCGAUCCCGUUGUUAUGUUCCAAAAGAAGUACUAUUUCGUUAUCAUGCCGAUUUGCUGUUUUGUAUUGCCCGCCCUCUUCCCCUACUACUACUUGGGUUCGUCUUUGAAGGUAUGCUUCUUCGUUGGAUCCAUGUUGCGCUACUGCAUUUCCUUGCACGGCACCUGGUUGGUCAAUAGUGCUGCUCACUUUUACGGCAUGAAGCCAUACGACAAAUUCAUCAGCUCCGUGAACAACAAAGUUGUGUCGAGCAUCACCUUCGGCGAAGGUUGGCAUAACUAUCACCAUGUCUUCCCCUGGGAUUACAAAGCUGCUGAAUUGGGCAACUACUACAAUUGGACCACCGGCUUCUUGAACUUGAUGGCCAAAAUCGGUCAAGCUUACGACAUGAAGACCGUAUCCGAGGAGAUGCUCCUGAAACGUAUCCAACGCACAGGUGACGGAUCACAUCCCUCAUGCACCGACAUGAACAACAAUGUGUCCACCGGCCAGGGAAUUACACCGGAAAUGUUGGCGAAAUUAGACCACGAAAACGAAGAGACAAUGAUCUGGGGCUGGGAAGACAAGGAUGUCAGCGAGGAGGACCGCAAGUGUGCCAAGAUUAUCGAAAAGAAGGACGAUUAAAUCUCUACCAAGAGAAGAGUGAGAAGAGAGUUAACUGCAGAUAUUUAGCAUUUCUUGUCGGAGGCUUUGCCAUCCUCUUACAUUACCCAUCAGUCAAUAAGGUUAAGGGGGCAGGGGUGCAUCGGGAAUAUCUCGCCCAAUCACCACAUGCCCACGAGUUUAGCGACCACUCUGAUUUGAUCAAAAUUGGUGUUUGUUGCUUCGCACGCUUUCAUACUGUCGCACAAGUUUCCGACACAGAUAUCCAUUUUGUACCUAAUCGCUAAGUCGCUCACCGUGAUACACACACGCUGGCAAACAUUUCGGUUUUUAGUUUAACCUAUAGAAUUAAUCUGCAAUGAGGUCUUUCCUAGUUCUAGACAUCCCUAGCUUUAACUCGUAGUUCCAUAAGAACCAUUGUUAUUCGGUCCACCGAGCGGCAUCCGGCUCCGAUCCCGGUCUGCUGUUCACCCUUGUUUGUAAUUUAAUUGUCGUUAAGUUGUAUAAAGAAACGAGAAGUAAGGUAUAAAGAUUUAUAGACCCUCUGUUUAGAGCGCUAAGUAUGUACGUUUUAGAUGUAAGAUGCAUUAAUGUCAUUUGUACAUUUCGAUUAACAUAAUAACCAAAAAUUUUACUAUACGCAUAACUGUAAAAACGAGUCAAGAAAGAAAACUAUAGAAAAUCAUUAAAAAAAUAUAUAAAA